Molecule: messenger RNA, 2307 nt
Organism: Planococcus citri (citrus mealybug)
Lineage: Eukaryota; Metazoa; Arthropoda; Insecta; Hemiptera; Pseudococcidae
Gene: ERp60
Product: disulfide-isomerase A3
Exons: 9
Coding region: 127-1614 (495 amino acids)
Biological process (GO): protein folding; response to endoplasmic reticulum stress
Cellular component (GO): endoplasmic reticulum
Molecular function (GO): protein disulfide isomerase activity
Source: RefSeq, a predicted model, not a curated record
AAGUGAGAAGUUUACCGAUUAUUGUCCGCUCAAAGUGAAAUGGCUAGUCUUCAUUUUUCGUAAAUCAGUUCAAAAAAUUACACGUAGGAUAAAUUUUCUUUAAAUUUUUCAAGCAAUUUUAUCACCAUGUACUCUCGACUCUUUAUCCUUUCGUUUCUACUUAGUAGUUUAAUCAACGUUUAUGGUAGUGAAUCCGAUGUCUUUCAACUUACUGACGAUGAUUUCGAAUCCAGCAUCUCGGAAUUCGACACCGCUUUAGUGAUGUUCUACGCACCAUGGUGCGGACAUUGCAAACGAUUGAAGCCGGAUUUCGAAAAAGCCGCAUCCAUUUUAAACAAAAAUGAUCCACCUAUCUAUUUAGUAAAGGUCGACUGUACCGAAUCGGGAAAAUCUACGUGUAGUAAUUUCGAUGUAUCCGGUUAUCCUACGUUGAAAAUAUUCCGAUUAGGAAAAGUGGUGAAGGAAUACAACGGGCCUAGAAAUGCCGAUGGCAUCGUUAAGUACAUGAAAUCUCAAGUUGGCCCAGGAUCCAAGAAGCUUUCAUCUUUAUUAGACUUCACCAAAUGGUUUGCCAAAGAAGAAGUCACUGUUGUAGGAUUCUUCAAAAAAGAUUCUGAUCUCAAAAAAGCAUUCUUGAACGUGGCCGAUAAACUUAGAGAAAAAGUUAGUUUUGCUCAUACCGAAGAAGACGAAGUGCUCAACGAUCAAAAAGUCGAAUCGGAAGCUGUGAAAUUAUUCCGCCCCAAAGUUUUCAGUAAUAAGUUCGAAUCGAACGUGAUCGAUUAUUCCGGCGGUAGUGCUCAAUUUGAUUUAGAAAACUUCAUUAAAGAAAAUUAUCAUGGUUUAGUGGGCCACAGAACUACUGAUAACGCCGGAGAUUUCAAAUCCCCCUUGGUUGUUGCUUAUUACGGUGUCGAUUACGUUAAAAAUCCCAAAGGUACCAAUUACUGGAGAAACAGAAUUUUGAAAGUAGCCAAAAACUACCAAGGUAAAUACAACUUUGCCAUCAGCGCUAAAGACGAUUUCCAACACGAAUUGAACGAUUUCGGAUUUGAUUACGUCGCAUCGGACAAACCAUUGGUCACCGUUAAAGAUGAUAAGCAAAAAUACGUCAUGAAAGAUGAAUUCUCAAUCGAAGCAUUCGAAAAAUUCAUGAACGACUUGGCUGCUGGAAACCUGACUCCGUAUUUGAAAUCUGAAGACAUUCCAGCUGAUAACUCAGCCCCAGUCAAAGUAGCCGUUGCUAAGAAUUUCGACGACGUUGUCACUGAUAAUGGAAAAGAUACCUUAGUUGAAUUCUACGCUCCAUGGUGCGGACACUGCAAAAAGCUGACGCCUAUUUACGAUGAAUUGGCUGAAAAAUUGAAAAAUGAAAACGUAGCCAUCGUAAAAAUGGAUGCUACCGCCAACGAUGUACCGGCUGGAUUCGACGUACGUGGUUUCCCAACGCUUUACUGGCUACCAAAGGAUAACAAGAGCAAACCAGUCCGAUACGAAGGUGGCCGAGAACUGGAAGAUUUCAUCAAAUACAUCGCUAGCCGUGCCACCGACGAAUUGAAAGGUUACGAUCGUAAUGGUAAACCCAAAGCAGCUAGUGAUAAAGAUGAAUUGUAAAUCAUUCGUAAUACUGAUCCAAUUAGCAUGUGAUAUAUUUGAAAAUAAUACUAUUAAUACGAACAAUGGUCGUAUUCUUAACGUGAUUACAUACUUAAGUCUGAUUGUUGUAAAGAUCGAUGUAGUGAAAGAGUUUUAUGGAAUCGGUAAAAAAAAAUUAUUCGUGACAUGUGUUUAAUAUCCCUAAUCGCUAUACAUAAUGCUUAAACACCCUUAGUUGUGCAUUUUUUCUCAAUUUCACAAUGGUUUUAUAGAAUUUUAUUUUUAUACGAAAGAAGUAAGUUAAAACGUAACUGUUACUUCGAUCUUCCUUUUGUAAAUUAUUUUAAAUUUGUUAAAUUUCUAUUUGCCAAUCAUUUUAAACGUUAAGUUUUCAAAUAAUGUAGAUGUAAGAUCAACGAAUAAUUUUUUCCUCCUUUUUAUUACUUAUCCUCCUUUUUUUUAUCGUAUUUGUAAUUAGGAUUUAUGUUUUUAUCGGGAUUAUUUCGCGACUUAUUUUACGCAUUUAUUUUUUUCCUACUUUUUUAAGCGUUAAAAAAGGCUUAUUGGAUAAUUUUACUUUUAGUCUCGUGUGAAUAUGGUGCAUUUGUUAUGUAAAAGUUCGUGGUACCGUGUACUCUUUUUUUUUUCUUUCUUUCAAGAAUUACCGAUAAUUAUUGUGGUUGAUACUAUAAUAAAAUUAUGUUCACGAAA